GACUAAAGAGAAAGCUUUUUUUGCCAACAUGAAAAAACAGUUGAAGGAGACUAAGGGAAAGUCCUUAAAUGAUGCGAUUGUUGCAAACUGUUUCUCUGCAUCUAUGGAAGUUGCAGGUGUAGGUCCAUUUGUCAACCCACCAAAAGUUAGCAGUGCUGGAGAUGGAGAGACUGGAAGUAUCAUCCUGGGCAUUGGUGAAGGUUUAAUUACUGGAUUAAUGCAAAAUGAGCAAACACUAUUGCCACUGAUGCUGAAAACGUCUACGCUUGAGUUAGAAGGGAUGAUGUUCAACCCCGGAGAGUACAAACCAAGGAGCUUCUCUAUGGGAACCAGUGGAACCAGCAUCGAGAUCAACAUAGAGGAACUGGCUAAAAAGAACAACGAUUUUGGGGCAGUUUCUUUAUUGAAGCUCAACGGCUUGGAGAGUCUCCUCAGUCAUCAGUACUUUGAAACGGAAAAUGCCACAGAGUUUGGUGCAGAUAUUUUCUCUGCAUUCCUCCCAUUAAUGGAUAACACCAACAUAACAGACCCGGUCAACUUCACCAUUCAACACUCAAAGAUGUUUCCUGCUGAUGUUGUGGUGUCGUGCUUGUAUUGGGCGACAGAGGAAACCGAAGAAGAAGAGAGUGAGAAUGUUGAAGAACCAAGUUCCUCGGGUUUUUGGUCAACGGAGGGUUGCUGGGUCUCCUAUACCAACGAAAAUUACACUAUAUGUAGCUGCUUGCAUCUCUCCACAUUCGCUCUGAUUAUGCAAACGGGAGAGCCUCCACCAGAAAGUGACUUCCUGAACUGGCUCAAUAGGAUCUGCGUCUGUAUCGGACUCUUCUUCUUCUGUCUGGCCAUUCUGACCUUCCUCCUGUGCAGCUGGAACCCCAAAAUCAACAACACUGCUCGUCUCCACCUGUGUAUCAAUCUAGGCCUAUCCCAUCUACUUCUGUUGUUUAAUGAGCAUUUCUAUGCUGACAAGCUGGCCUGUACGGCAAUAGCAGGAAUUCUCCACUUCCUGGUUGUGGCCAGUUUUGUGUGGAUGCUCCUGGAGGCCGUGCAGCUCUUAAUGCUGGUCCAGAGGCUCAAUAAGGUGCAGGUGAUCGAGAGAGACGGCCUCCCCAAACUCGUUCUCUAUCUCAUCGGCUACGGGGUCCCUCUGCUCAUUGUGGGGGUCUCUGCAUUGAUCUAUAGCUCGGGAUAUGGACAAGUUGCUGGAAAUGCCUGCUGGUUGUCGACAACACGCAAAUUCAACUGGGCUGUAACAGGACCAGUGGUCGCUAUUCUCAUUCUGAAUUUUAUGUUGUUCUGUGCUACACUGUGGAGCCUGAGAACUACCUUGGCCAACAUGAGGAGUGGUGCUUCUAACUCCAAAGAUGCCAGGCUUGUGUUGUUCAAGAUCGUGGCCCAGUUUGUCAUUCUAGGCUGUACUUGGCUCCUGGGUCUAUACCAGUCAAAUCUUUUCUUCCAAGUUCUCUUCAUAAUUCUCAACUCACAGCAAGGAACCUUCCUCUACAUAAUCCACUGUAUGCUCAACAAAGAGAUUCGAGAAGAGUGUCUUAAAUGCCUCUCGUGUUCUCACAAUAGAGAGAAAGACAGAACAGUAUCAACUACAGACGACCUGGAUGCCAACAAAUAAGUCUUCAAGGAUUGCAGUAGUAGGCUUUACAAUUAAAAAAUUACA
Molecule: messenger RNA, 1669 nt
Organism: Periophthalmus magnuspinnatus
Lineage: Eukaryota; Metazoa; Chordata; Actinopteri; Gobiiformes; Gobiidae
Product: putative adhesion G protein-coupled receptor E4P
Exons: 13
Coding region: 29-1624 (531 amino acids)
Biological process (GO): adenylate cyclase-activating G protein-coupled receptor signaling pathway; cell surface receptor signaling pathway
Cellular component (GO): membrane
Molecular function (GO): G protein-coupled receptor activity
Source: RefSeq, a predicted model, not a curated record